Molecule: messenger RNA, 6183 nt
Organism: Thecamonas trahens ATCC 50062
Lineage: Eukaryota; Apusomonadida; Apusomonadidae
Product: leucine-rich-repeat protein
Exons: 2
Coding region: 1-6072 (2023 amino acids)
Biological process (GO): signal transduction
Molecular function (GO): protein binding
Source: RefSeq, a predicted model, not a curated record
AUGGGUGAAGCAAGGACUCGGUCGUCAUCCUCAGACGAAGAGAGCUCGGCCUCAGUCUCGAGAUCAUCUGACUCGGGAUCAGACUCAGAAGUGACCCAAAGCUCGUCUUAUGACUCGAGUGCCACUCAGGCCCAGGACAGGGCCACGAUCUUUGUGCCCGAGUCGUUUGGUCUGCCGCAGGUGGCGCUGCUGCGGUGGACGCUCGCGUCAGCGCUUGUCUCGCCACUUGGCGUCGCCGACUCACUCGAGGACCCCUGGCCGGCGGCGCUCAUUGGUCUGCCGAUGACCGAAUCUGUCGAGGUGGCUGCAUCGCUGUUGGUUGCUCUUGGUGAACGUGUCUUUGGCGUCUCGGCCCUACCGCCAUCCCAUGUCGAUGCUGUGACGCAGAUCCUGGCGCUUGCGCCGGUGCUGGCCGACGUGCGGCGGGCGCCACCGCUUCUCGGGCAGCUAGUCCGGGCUGAUGAGCCGGAACGCGAGCUCCUUGCGCCUGGAUUUUGCUCCGCGCUGAUGGUCGAGGCCGUAGUGGCAGCGGUGGUGACGGCCGACGCUGGCGAGAUGCUGCCCACCUGCGUCCACUGCUACACCGGGGCGGCAGCCAACCCGAUGACGUAUCCGCUCACGACGACGCUCAGCGGCAACACUCUUCCGCCAAGACUCACACUGGAGCUGGUCAAUACCGAUGCGUUUCCCAAUGCACCAGACAAAGUUGUUGUGUCUGGCCCCAACGCUGUGCUGGGGCGGUCAGACAAGCGGUGCCACGCAUGGCUCAAGUCGAACACGCUGAUGGUCGCCGACAGCUCCGAGCCACUCGAUCCUGACGAGGUUAUUGUGGUAAGCGUGCAUGCGCCGCGAGUCUCGGCCGUCCACGUCGCGCUUGUUUACCACGUGCCCAUCAACGCGUACGUGCUCCAACCAGCCGAUCUGGGCGCCAACGACACUCUGCUCAACGAUGUCUCGCUGGCGGCAGCUGUUGAGGGUGGCGCGACGGCCAAGGAGCUUGCGCGCGCCUUUGCCAUCCGCCUCCACGACCACAUUGAGCUCGACCACGGCGGGCCUCUCUAUAGGGUCGUGGCGCUGCGUGGUGUCGGCGCGCCGCCCUGUGGCAGCUAUCCGCUCUCGCCGGCAGUUGCUGUCCUUGAAGCUACCAAUGCAGCCGUCCUCGAACCGCUGGUGGCAGCACUCUCGCCACGCCUGGCUGCCUUUCGUGAUCUUCGCCUUGAUCCUGAGCUCGACACGCUGCAACCCACUACCGCUGUGGCAUGGACACUGUUCGAGACGUCGGUGGCUGCCAAUGCGGUGUCUGCAGCGCACGCCGUGUUCGUCGGUUACGGUCUCGACUCGGAUGCGCCGCGUGCACUGGCGAUUGUCCUGGAGAGACUUGUAGUCGAUGAUCAUGCGCUGGUCUCGCUUGUGCUUCGCCACUGCAGCGGCAGCUGUCUCACAUCAUCAUCAGUAACGGGACCGGCGCAGCGGGGGCUGAGUACUGUCGUUUCUCUGCUGCUGGAUGCGGGAGUGUCGUCUGAAGCGGCGCUAGCACCCGAGAUGGCGUCGACGCUUGCUCCUAACAUACUCGCUCUCCUCCGCGCGCCCACUUCGCUCGAUCUGGCUGGUACCGAUCUCGAGACCGACGGCGAGGUGGCGAAUGCGAUUGAGGCGAGUGGCGGGAUGCUUGCCCGUCUCAAGAGCGUUGAUUUAUCCGGCAACAGCCUUGAAGCGCUACCGAUGGGGGUGCUGGAGCGGUGCAUGGCGUUGACGACGCUCAACCUGGCCUCGUCUGGGGUGUCGGACUUGGCGCUUGUCGGGCCUUUUGGGCCCGGCGUUCUCGCAAAUCUCACGUCGCUCAAUGUGGCGAGCAACGGGUUGUACGGGGUGCCGAUGGCGCUGCUCGAGUGUGCAACUGCACUGUGCGAGCUCGAUCUCUCGGGCAACGAGCUGCCUGGCUUCCCCGAUGCGGCGGCAGAGCUGCUUGCGCCCUCGCUCGUCUCGCUCGCGCUUGCCGACAACAACCUCAACACGCUUCCGCCUGCACUGGGCUCACUUACUCGGCUGCGGUACCUCAACGUGGCUGGACAUGCGGCAGUGUCUAGCCUCGAGUGGCUCUCCUCGCUGACCGAGCUUGAGAUCCUGAUUCUAGACGGGGCACCGCUUGCCGCGCCGGUCUCGGGUGUACUGGACCGGAGCGAGUGGAUGGAGAUGGUGAGGGCCAAGCCGUAUGCGGUCUGGCUCGACUCACAAGUUGCAAUGGCGGCGUUUGAUGCGCUUGAUGAAGAUGGAGUGGGGAGCCUCGAUGCGCCGGCAGUGCUGCGACUCAAUGCCGAGCUCGCGCAUGUGCUUGUGCCCCGCAAGUUGGACGUGACGCCGAUUGCACAGCUCAGCUCGCUCCGGCAGCUCUCGAUCAAGCACCUCGGGCUUGACGAGCUGUCGCGCGAGCUGCUCUCUGGACUUGGAUCUGGUGGGCAGCUGACGCGGCUCGAUGUGUCGUCAAACGCGCUCGUCCGGCUGCCAGAGGAGCUCGGGACGAUGAGCUCGCUGGUACACUUUGAGUGCAUGGGCAACCCGCUCGAGUUUCCGGCCCCAUGCAUCCGGGCCAAGGGCUCUGCGGCUAUCCUGCUGUACUACCAGGCGCUUGCCGGCGGCUCCGUCCCGAUUUCGCGAACCAAGCUGUGCGUGGUCGGUCUUGGCAACGCAGGCAAGACGUCGCUCAUUGCAGCGCUCACGCAAGGUCCAGACGCGUUUGACCGCGAGUCCAAGUCAACCGACGGAAUCGCCAUCCGCGAGUGGGUGGUACCGGCGGCGGAUGUAGUGGCGGCGGCGCCCGAAGCGGUGUUGGAGACGGACAGCAUCCGGUUUUCGGUGUGGGACUUUGCCGGGCAGUCGGUCUACUACAACACGCACCAGUUUUUCCUCUCACACCGUGCCAUCUACGUCCUGGUGUGGAACAUUCGGCUCGGCGCCGAGCACGGCGGCCUCGACUUUUGGCUCAACUCGAUCCGGUCACACCAUCCCGAGGCGCCAGUUGUCAUUGUGGGAACGCAUGCGGACCAGGUUCCAGUCUCAAACAUCGAGGAGGCACGACUGCGGCGGCAGUUUAGUCAGAUACGCGGCUUUGUCAACGUGUCGUCGGCCACCGGGCUCAACAUUGACGUGCUGCGAGCCAAAGUGCUGGCGAUUGCCGCCGGUGAGCCGUACAUGAACCAGAUUGUGCCGACGGCGUUCAUCAAGCUCGAGAAUCAGCUCCGCCAGCUGGCAACCGAGUGCACGACCGAGCUCAUCACCCAGUGGUCGCGAGUCCGGUGCUUUGGCGCGCUCUGCACCCUCCACACAGAGGAGGAGGUGCUGCGGGCGACCGAGUACCUGACGGACCUGGGAACGAUCAUCCACGUACAGACACCGGCACUGCGGGAUCUUGUUAUCCUCUCGCCGCAGUUUCUGGCAGAUGUGAUGGCGUGCGUUGUCUCUGCGCAGCUGCCGCAGAUGGAUGCAGCCGGGCAGGCGCCUGCCAUUGUGGACGGGAUCCUGUACGAGUCGGCCACGGCGUUGGUUUGGGCGCGGUACGACACCUCACUCCACACCAAGCUCCUGCACCUCAUCGCUCAGUUUGAGCUUGUCUACGCGCUCCCGCCGCAUCCGACGCGCGGGCCGCGGUAUCUGGUCCCGUGUCUCCUGCCCGACGACCCGGUGGCGUGGCCUGCCGAGUGGAGAGGCAUUCCGCAUGGCGCGGAGCGUGUGAGCCUGACGUACUCGUUUGACUUUCUCCCAAUCGGCCUCUUCUCGCGGAUCCAAGUGCGUGCGCGCGACGUGCCGGGUCCGGCAUCGGGCGCCAACUUUGCCGUGAUGUGGCGGACGGGUCUGCGGCUCCGGCGCGGGCCGCACGUUGCUGAGCUCACGACGAGUCAGAAGCGCGGGGUGAUUACGGUGGCGGUUGCGGGCUCGGCGCCGCACACCCUCCUCAGCCUUUUCUCGCAGAUCAUAUCUCGACUUGUCGACGAGCUGUACACCGGACUGGCGUACAGCGUCCACGUGCCGUGUCCCGAGUGCACGGAGCUUGUGGACGGAGGCAGAGGGCAGACGCUGGUGCGCGGGUUCCAUGUCGACGGCGACGAAAGCUUGCGUCGGGCGGCGUCGAGCUUUCUGGUGCGGACGAUCCGGCGGGCGGUGACGUCCGAGGUCCCGUUUUUGCAGUGCGAGUACUUUCACAUGGUGCCUGUGCGGCGGCUGGUGGCGUACAUUCCGCCACGGUCGGACGUGCAGGUGGCGGACCAGUUUGAGCGCGACGUGGCGAUGCUUGAGCAGCAGCACGUCCUCCUCACCUCUGCCAUCUACAUCUCGUACUCGUUUGCCAACUCCUCCGAGGCGGUGGCCGCCGGCAUCGUGCCGGCGGCGCGCGGUAGCUUUGAUCCGUUGGCGCUCGGUGAGCAGCUGCGGGCACUCGGGUUCACAGUCUACUUUCGUGAUCCUCGAGCGCCAAGCGGCGACGACAUGUCUCGAAUCCUGCAGUCUGUGCGGAUCUUUGUGGCCUGUGUCUCGGUCGAGUAUUUUAACGACCCGGCGGCGGUCCGCGAGUAUGAGUACGCCAUCAAGAUCCUGCACAAGUCGCGAGUGCCUGUGGUUGUGGGUGAGUCGUUUGAUUUUAUGCGGCACCGAGCGUACAUGCUCAUAUCAGGCGAGCUGUGGAUCGACUUUGUGUCGCCUGCAACGCGAGAGGCAAAGCUCGCAGAGCUCUCGUCGCGGCUGCUGAUGAUGCUGCCGGCCAACUCGCCUGCGCAGGCGUAUGUUCCAACCGAUGACAAAGGAGCAGAGGGGCAUAUUGAGGUGUACGAGCGUGGGCUUGCCGUCCCGCGACGGGUGCCUCCUCUGGCGGUCAACAGCGCGAGGCCGGUCUUUGUCUCGUACGCGUGGCGCAACUCUGCGCACGCGUUUGGCGAGGCGGCGGUGGGCAAGGUCGAUCCGCGCGGGAUUGCCAUCGAUCUUGCCAAGAACUAUGGGCUUGGCACGUGGCUCGACAUCGACUGUCUGGGGCGGAACGGGUUGUUUGAGGACAUUGCGGCGGGACUGUCGCGGGCGCGGGUUGUGGUAGCGUGUGUGUCGGACGCGUAUGCGGCGUCGGACAACUGCCGUAUGGAAUUUCUGCAUGCGGCCAAGAACCUGUGCCUUCCGAUGGUAGUGGCUGUUGUUGGGUCGGGCGACUACGCGUGGACACGGAGCGAGGUCGGACUCAUCGCAGCAGGGCUUCCGCAGAUCAAGUUUGGGUCGGCGAGUGAGUUUGAGGCGUCGAUGGAGGAGCUGGCCGGGGCGGUGUGCGAGGCGAUGGCAUCGUCGGGCGGGUGCGACGACGAGCCCAAAGCUGACGACGGUAGCAGAGCCGAAGCCGAUGCGGCGGACGCUGAGUGGGCCGACUUGCGCGAGCAUGCGCAGCGCUCGUUUAUGCGGCAGCUGAACAUGGCCGACGGCCUUGUGGCGCACAUUGACGGGCCGCGGAUCUUUGCUGUGACGCAGCUCUCGUCGUCAUCGUGCUGCGUGGUGAACGGAGCGUCGCUGGUGGCGCUGUGCGAGAACCCUCAGGGCUGGCAUAUGCCGCUGGCGCCCGAGGCAGUGAAGCUCUCUGCCGAGAACGGGUGCGACGUGGUGGCGGCCGUGCCGUACUUUGACAGUCUGGUCCGGCUGAUGCGGCUGACGUCGCCCGAGCUGGAGAUGGUCCAGUCUGUCGAGUUUGCCGAGUUUAUCGCCCGCAAGGGUAGCGUCGGGCGGCAUGAGCUCGGAGUUGACGGCGGGCGUGGAGGCGGGCCGCUCGCGGGCGGGCGAUCGCGGACACGGUCGCGGGCGGGCUCGCUCCGGCGCAACCGAGCGAGUUCGCGAGUGAGCGACGGGCAUGUGUCGUCGGAUCAGGCGGCGGGCGUAGGCGGCAGAAGCGAUGGAGAGCCACUGACCAUCCGUGAAGCGUAUCGAGUUCUAUCCGAAGUCUUCGAUGGACACGGUGGGCUCGAGCUCGUAGCGUUGACUACCGGCGAGUCGCUCUGGCUCUGCCGCGAGUGCGCGGCUCGAUUGGCAGUUGACGGGAGCCAAUCGGUGUGAGCAGAAGCGGGCCAAAAACGUUCCAGCGCUUCCUUGGAAGAAGGUAUUGGUCGUUUUUUGGCGGACGGAACACUCGCCAUCCACAAUCCCCAAAAAACGCCAUCCCUCGCC